UUCCUCAAAUUGGGAAAGUUAUAAUUCUCUUGUUAAUCGUUAUCAGUAUUCAUGUUCUCAUGAGGAUUCCAUGCAGCUUCAUGUACAGAUUUUUAAAAAUGGGUAUACUUAUGACGUGUUCUUGCUUAAUACCCUUGUCAAUAUUUAUGCAAGAAUCGGUGAUAUGGUAUAUGCACGUGAGGUGUUUGACGAAAUGCCUUUUAGGAACUCAAUUUCAUGGUCUUGCUUGAUAUCAGGGUAUACUCGAAACCGCAUGCCUAAUGAGACUUGUACCAGUUUCCGUGAAAUGAUUCGUGAGGGAUUCCAGCCUGUUCAUUAUGCUGUUGGUAGUGUUUUGAGAGCUUGCCAAGUUCUAGAAUCUCAUGGACUUAGAUUUGGGAUACAAGUUCAUGGGCUCGUUUCAAAAUCUUUGAAUGCUUUUCAUGAGGUGGUAUGUAAUGGGCUGCUUUCAAUGUAUGGGAAUUGUAUGGAUUCGGCUGAUUAUGCUUCUUGCGUUUUUGAUGAGAUGGAAAUUAGAAGUUUGGUGUCAUGGAAUUCCAUUAUUUCGGUUUAUUCUCAUAAGGGAGAUGCAGUUUCUGCUUUUAAGCUCUUAUCUGGUAUGCAAGCAGAGGGGUUGCGACCAACUGAGUAUACAUUUGGAAGCUUAAUAACAGCAGCUUCCUCUUUAUCUGAGAUCAACUCAUUUUUGCUUGACCAGGCUAUGUGCACGAUAGAAAAGUCUGGAUUUCUAUAUGACUUGUAUGUGGGAAGUGCUUUGGUGAGUGGGUUUGCUAGGUCUGGGAAAAUAACCAUAGCUAGGAAGAUCUUUGAAUUGAUGGAUGUGAGGAAUGUGGUUUCCAUGCAUGGACUGAUGGUUGGUUUAGCAAGACAAAAACAUGGAGAAGCAGCUGUUGAAGUUUUCCUGGGGAUGAAAGAUUUAGUUAAAUUAACAUCUGAUUCUUAUGCAAUACUUCUUAGUACUCUUAGUGAAUUCUCUAUAUUGGAGGAAGGGAGGAGAAAGGGUAGAGAAGUUCAUGCUUAUGUUAUCCGGAAUGGGUUAAGUGAUUCCAAUGUUGCUAUUGGAAACGGUCUGAUAAAUAUGUAUGCCAAAUGUGGCACAGUUACUGAUGCUGCUUCUGCUUUUAAACUUUUGAUGAACAAAGAUGACGUUUCAUGGAAUUCAAUUAUCACCGGCUUUGAUCAGAAUGCUUAUUUUAGAGAUGCAGUUAUGAUGUUUUGUGCAAUGAGGAGAAAUCAACUCAUGCCAGCAAAUUUCACACUGAUCAGUGCUUUGAGUUCAUGUGCUAGCUUAGGUUGGUUAAGGUUAGGAGAACAAAUACACUGUGAAGGGGUUAAGUUGGGACUUGAUACUGAUGUUUCAGUUUCAAAUUCUCUCAUUGACUUUUAUUCAGAGACGGAAUGUAUAAAUAACUGCAAGAAAGUGUUCUUAUUGAUGCAUGAAUAUGAUCAGGUUUCAUGGAAUUCCAUUAUUGGUGCAUUAUCUGAUUCUGAUCCUUUAGUUCCUGAAGCUGUUGAAUAUCUCAUGGAAAUGAUGCGAGGUGGGUGGCGCCCUAAUUUGAUAACCUUUGUAAAUAUCCUUGGAGCAGUGUCAUCUCUUUCCGUAUAUGAACUGGUGAGGCAGAUUCACGGAUUAACAGUAAAAUACCAUUUUGCUGGUGAUAAUGCGGUGGAAAAUGCAAUUCUCUCGUGUUAUGGUAAAUGUGGAUAUAUGGAUGACUGUGAGAAACUUUUUUCAAGGAUUGUUAGGAAGGACGAGACGAGUUGGAAUUCCAUGAUCUCUGGCUACAUUCAUAAUGAACUGUUAAAGAAGGCUAUGGACUUGGUCUCGCUUAUGCUAACAAAUGGCCAGAGACUAGAUUGCUUCACUUUCGCUACUGUUCUUAGCGCAUGCGCUUCAGUUGCUACAUUGGAGCGUGGCAUGGAAGUUCAUGCUUGUGGGAUUAGGGCUUAUGUGGACUCUGAUGUGGUGGUUGGAAGUGCACUAGUUGACAUGUACUCCAAAUGUGGAAGAAUUGACUACGCUUCGAGAUUAUUCACAUCAAUGCCUGUAAAAAAUGUCUAUUCUUGGAACUCGAUGAUAUCUGGAUAUGCUAGGCAUGGACAUGGAGAUAAAUCUCUAGAGACUUUCACAAAAAUGAAGCUACAAGGCCAACUUCCUGAUCAUGUGACCUUUGUUGGUGUUUUAUCAGCUUGUAGCCAUAUAGGUUUAGUUGAUCAAGGGUUUGAUCAUUUUAAUUCCAUGAGCAAAGUAUACGGACUAAAGCCUAAAAUGGAGCACUUUUCUUGUAUGGUGGACAUUCUUGGACGGGCUGGUGAGCUCGAUAAGAUGGAGGAGUUUCUAAACAAGAUGCCAAUGAACCCAAGUGUGCUUAUCUGGAGAACCGUACUUGGAGCUUGCUGCAGAGCAAAUGGUCAGCAACCAACUAACUUAGGUAAGAGGGCUGGCGAAAAGCUAUUGGAAUUGGAGCCUAAUAACGCAGUGAACUAUGUGCUUCUUUCUAACAUGUAUGCAUUCAGAGGUAAAUGGGAAGACAUGAAAAAGACUCGCUUAUCAAUGAAACUAGCAGCAGUGAAGAAGGAAGCUGGUUGUAGUUGGGUAACCAUGAAAGAUGGUGUUCAUGUUUUUGUAGCUUCAGAUAAAUCACACCCUGAUACAGAAGCAAUCUACGAAAAGCUCAAGGAGUUGCAAGGGAAAAUGAGGGAGAUGGGAUAUGUGCCUGAGAUUAGAUAUGCACUUCGUGAUCUUGAACUUGAGAACCAAGAGGAGAUCUUGAGCUACCAUAGCGAGAAACUUGCUGUUGCCUUUGUUCUUACGCGAAAAUCAGAAUUGCCCAUUAGAAUAAUGAAGAAUCUUCGGAUUUGUGGGGACUGUCAUACGGUGUUUAAGUAUGUUUCAAAGAUUGAGGGUCGGGUAAUAGUUGUGAGAGAUUCAAAUAGAUUCCACCACUUUGUUGAUGGUAACUGUUCUUGUGGGGAUUACUGGUAAUUGUAUCAGAUUUAUUACCUUGGAGGAUAUUAGCAUUGACAUAGUGAUUUCUUGCAUCCCAAGGAUUCAUGAAAUAUAUUAACACAAAAACUUGCUCGGAGGACGCAGGGCAUUGUUCGACCCAUUGUUCAUCACAGAGACAUAUGGUGUACGUUUCAAAGGGGAUAUCAUUCAUGAAUCUACAGUUAAGACAGAGGCAGAGAGGCGAUG
Messenger RNA from Cynara cardunculus var. scolymus (artichoke), 3196 nucleotides. RefSeq names its product putative pentatricopeptide repeat-containing protein At5g09950. Gene Ontology annotation, molecular function: protein binding; zinc ion binding; RNA binding. Bases 71 to 2986 code for a protein of 971 amino acids. The transcript has 2 exons. NCBI's taxonomy places the organism in Eukaryota, Viridiplantae, Streptophyta, Magnoliopsida, Asterales, Asteraceae. Gene Ontology annotation, biological process: RNA modification. The record is from RefSeq and is a predicted model, not a curated record.